Molecule: messenger RNA, 1585 nt
Organism: Acinonyx jubatus (cheetah)
Lineage: Eukaryota; Metazoa; Chordata; Mammalia; Carnivora; Felidae
Gene: RBM45
Product: RNA binding motif protein 45
Exons: 9
Coding region: 147-1577 (476 amino acids)
Cellular component (GO): ribonucleoprotein complex
Molecular function (GO): RNA binding
Source: RefSeq, a predicted model, not a curated record
GCCCGGCGCGAGACCCUUGCGUCUUCCGGAAGCGGAGCCCUGGACGCGCAACGGCUGGGUGUGCGACCACGGUGGUGGCUGGCGCGCCUGAGAAGACAAGAACUGAAGGGGACCCGGGCCUGCCUCCCGCGCCGGGCUGGAACACCAUGGACGAAGCAGGCAGCUGUGCGAGCGGCGGAGGGUUCCGCCCGGGCGUGGAUAGCCUGGACGAGCCCCCCAACAGCCGCAUCUUCCUGGUGAUCAGCAAGUACACGCCCGAGUCGGUGCUGAGGGAGCGCUUCUCGCCCUUCGGCGAGAUCCAGGACAUCUGGGUGGUGCGGGACAAGCACACCAAGGAGUCCAAGGGCAUCGCCUUCGUCAAGUUUGCCCGUAGCUCGCAGGCCUGCAGGGCCAUGGAGGAGAUGCACGGCCAGUGCCUCAGCCCCAACGACACCAAGCCCAUCAAGGUGCAGGUUUUCAUUGCUCAGUCCAGAUCAUCUGGAAGUCACCGAGAUGUUGAAGAUGAAGAACUUACAAGAAUAUUUGUCAUGAUACCAAAGUCCUACACAGAAGAAGAUUUGCGGGAAAAAUUUAAGGUGUAUGGAGAUAUUGAAUACUGCAGCAUUAUUAAGAAUAAAGUAACUGGAGAAAGUAAAGGUUUGGGCUAUGUUCGAUACUUAAAACCAUCACAAGCUGCCCAAGCAAUAGAAAACUGUGAUCGAAGUUUUAGGGCAAUCUUGGCUGAACCUAAAAAUAAAGCAUCUGAAUCCUCAGAACAAGACUAUUAUAAUAACAUGAGGCAGGAGACAUUGGGACAUGAACCUAGAGUAAAUAUGUUUCCAUUCGAACAACAAUCUGAAUUUUCAAGUUUUGACAAGAAUGACAACAGAGGCCAAGAAGCUAUCUCCAAACGCCUGUCAGUUGUAUCAAGAGUUCCUUUCACUGAAGAGCAGCUUUUCAGUAUUUUUGAUAUAGUACCAGGAUUGGAAUACUGUGAAGUUCAACGAGAUCCUUAUUCUAAUUAUGGUCAUGGAGUGGUUCAGUAUUUUAAUGUAGCAUCAGCUAUUUAUGCAAAAUACAAGUUACAUGGAUUUCAGUACCCUCCUGGGAACCGGAUAGGUGUUUCCUUCAUUGAUGAUGGGAGUAAUGCAACAGAUCUCCUUAGAAAAAUGGCAACGCAGAUGGUAGCAGCACAGCUUGCAUCAAUGGUGUGGAAUAACCCAAAUCAGCAGCAAUUUCUGCAAUUUGGAGGAAAUUCUGGAUCACAGUUGCCUCAAAUCCAGACAGAUGUUGUACUUCCAUCAUGCAAAAAAAAAGCCCCUCCUGAAACUCCUGUGAAAGAAAGACUUUUUAUCGUGUUUAAUCCUCAUCCUUUACCUUUAGAUGUAUUAGAGGAUAUUUUCUGUCGUUUUGGUAACCUGAUCGAAGUUUACCUUGUGUCAGGAAAAAACGUGGGGUAUGCCAAGUAUGCAGAUAGAAUAAGCGCCAAUGAUGCCAUUACUACUUUACAUGGAAAGAUCCUUAAUGGAGUCAGACUUAAAGUUAUGUUGGCAGAUUCCCCAAGGGAAGAAUCUAACAAACGACAGAGAACUUACUGAUUCUUGAG